UGGAAUUAGAGGGCAGGAAUGCUGGCUAACAUCAUAGUUUUUCAUGCUUUACUUAAGGGUGGAAAAGCCCUCUAGGGACCUCCUCCAGCACAAGUUAUCCAUCCAGUGCAUAUGUCUAGGGACAGGGCGUGACAGAGGCACAUUCUUUUCAUUCGGAGGACAGGUGAGCUGAGUUGCCGGUUACUUACACACCACUUGUUGUACACAACAGUCGCUCAGCUGCCCCAGUUCACACAGGACAGAUUGCCAGUAGCAGAGUUUGUGAGCAAGAGAACAGGCUGAUGGGCGACAAACGAAAGAUGAGGGUCAGGCGUGUAUGUGCGGUAAUAUUCACUACUAUGUUGGCCUGCUGUUUGGAGAUAACAGAUGCUGAGGUUACCCUGACACCGUCUGAAGCAAAUGUCACUAUUGAUAGUGGUGGCACUAACUUUCCACCUGUGGAAUUCAGUGACCUGAAAGAAAAUGCAUCUAAUAAGUCAAUCUCAACCAAAGACUUUGACUCGACACAAAGCCUUUUGAAUCUUUCCAUAGCCUUCUUCCAUGGUGAUGCUCAGAACUCAACAGAAGUUGGUGCCUCCCAAGACGCCAUUUUUAACACAAGCCUCACAGAUGGAGUUGAGUUUUUGCAGGAAAACCACAGCACUACAGAAUUGACUACUCCUGAAAGCAAAGAAAAAGGCAAUGUAAUCUGUGUAUUGUUCUACAAGAUAUGGAAUCAUGGCAAGCUGGGAAAUGCCUCCACUGAUUAUUUUACUCAACACGGGGAAGAAGAAUAUGAAGCCAGAAAGGAUUUUGGAGCCUACAGACUGCUGGCCUUGUUUCUGGGAAUGGCAGGGGUGCUGGCCUGCCUGUUAAUACUUGUCUACUGCAUCUACAACCGGCAGCGCAAGGAGGAAAUGUUUUCCCACCGCAGACUCUACGAUGAAGGUUUUGAAGAUCCAGUUCUGCAUCUCGACACCCCAAUGGACCACUAUGACUUCUUCUCCUUCAAAGAGUUCGACACAAUGACACCCGCCCUUAAAGAACAGAACACUGAAGAGCAGAAGAACGCUGGUUACUCAUCAAAAGGAGACUACAAAGUAGAUGUGCCCAAAGGCACCUCCUCAAACGAGCACUUGAGGCAAAUUUUUCAGUUGGGACCCCUUAAGCUUAUGUAGGGUCUCUCCUUUGGCUUCAAAAAGUUUUCUGUUGAAAAAUUUGUGUUAAUUAGAAAUAUGAUGGGCAUUUUACAAUUGUCAACUGUCAGUGUGCCCAUAGCCGUUCCUUUUCAGUUCUGUGCUGGUCAUUGCUCUCAUUAUGUGCCCAUAGUUGUUCAUGUUAGCCCUGCUAUUGGCAUCUUUGGUUUCAUAUGGUCAUGGAACUCCUCAGUGACUUCUAAUUGUCUUAUAAAUAACAGUCAGGGUACAUUAUCCUAUAUGAUUAAAUAAAGUAUAGCAGUGAAUUAUAUAUAUAUAUCUAAAAAGCCUUAUACAGAACAAUGCUUAUAUGCUCACAUAAAUUACUUGGUAGUGGUAGGGGAAACCUGUUUACAUUCUUUAAAGGAAAUACUUGUAAAUAUAUUUAGGAUAAAAGCCAUAUGGACCCAUAAAUUAGUAACACAUACAUAAAGGUAUGGGACCUGUUAUCCAGAAUACCUGGGAUUUUCCCGAUUUGGAUCACCAUACUUUAAGAGGCACAUUAAUCAAAGGUCGAAUUUCGAUUUCAAGUGAGUUUUUAAAAAUUACCCUAAACUCCUAUAAAUUUGAAAUUCGACCAAUCAAAAUGUAGUAUUAUUAUUAAGAUUUAUUAAAAUUUAUUGUAAUCAAAUUUUUUAAACUGUGAUGAAUGCAAUCGACCCGAAAGCUGGAAUCAAAUUCAAAUUCAAUUCGAGUUUUUUCUUUGAAAAAAAUUAGAAUGUCAGGAAGGCUGCAGACAACUCCAAAUUGAUCCCUGGACCUCUCCCACUUGGGCAGGUUUUAGGUGGCAAAUAGUCGAUUUGAUUUCUUAAAAGGCCAGAGUAAAAAAAAUCUCAAAAAUCAAAUGAAAGUUUAAAAAAAAAACUCAAAUCAAAUUUGAAUAACUCCCUAGUCGAGUCUGACAGUUUUUACCAGAAAAACACUCAUUUUCAAUUCGGCUCAUAAAUCUGCCCCUAAGUCUACUAAAAAAAAUGUAAACAUUAAAUAAACCCAAUAGGCUGGUUUUGCUUCCAAUAAGGAUUAAUUAUAUCUUAGUUUGGAUCCACUACAACAGUGAUC
This is a messenger RNA of Xenopus laevis (African clawed frog), 2234 nucleotides long. RefSeq lists its product as uncharacterized. Bases 282 to 1157 code for a protein of 291 amino acids. Lineage: Eukaryota; Metazoa; Chordata; Amphibia; Anura; Pipidae. The transcript is spliced from 4 exons. The record is from RefSeq and is a predicted model, not a curated record.